Daphnia magna is the source of this 1448-nucleotide messenger RNA. Its product is annotated as F-box-like/WD repeat-containing protein ebi. Gene Ontology annotation, molecular function: transcription corepressor activity; protein binding. The record is from RefSeq and is a predicted model, not a curated record. The transcript has 9 exons. Gene Ontology annotation, cellular component: histone deacetylase complex. Gene Ontology annotation, biological process: regulation of transcription by RNA polymerase II. Lineage: Eukaryota; Metazoa; Arthropoda; Branchiopoda; Diplostraca; Daphniidae. Bases 192 to 1370 code for a protein of 392 amino acids.
GGGUCAUGUCUUAUUUUGAGUCCUGAUAAUGUGCGAUAGUGUAGUUUGGAGAGCGUGAAACCCGGCGAAUGCUUUCGUCUAGUACGUUAUCAGUUCGGGACCACAACAUCCGACAGCAAGUGUGUCACUGUUCGCCCGCGUGAUUGCUGGUUUUAUUAAAGAGCUGGCCGCGUCUUACACCACUUCACAACAUGGCUGAAAAAAGUGAAACUUGGGAAGAGGACGACCGUGAAGAAGAUUUCAGAAAAACUGGCCAGACGUGUUAUAACAGGGAAAAGGAAUCGAACGAUAACGGAAAUGUGUUUGACUGCGCUUUUCAUCCGACCCGGCCUUUACUAGCUUGCGGAUUAAGUAAUGGAUCGAUCCGGUUAUUCCAGGGCCCAGAUGCAGACGCACCGUUUGACAGGUGGACAAUAGACGAUCGAUUCCGAUUGGACAACGCAUCCCACAUCAAAUGCUUGGCUUGGAAUGUGGAUGGGACUCGGUUAGCGGCCGGAUGCUUUGACGGGACAGUUGCAGUAUGGCAGUGCAAUGGGGUCGAUGACUCGACAAUACCUUUUCAAGCAAAAGAACAUAAUUUGGCAGUAUUUGAAAUUAUCUGGAAUCGAUGGAAUUGUAACCUGUUCGCCACUCGAAGCCGGGACGAAGGAGAACUCCAGAGAAUAUUGACAUGGAAUUCUGAUUUGAACGAACCAGUUAGCUGCCAAUGCCUCGAACUCGACACGAAAUUCGUUUGGGAUUUCGAAUGGAUCUCAUCUACUCGAAUGGCGGCAUGUACUUAUGAAGGGACUAUCCUCAUCUGUGAAAUUGGGUCUAAAGUUCCAGUUAGGCGUGUCAGCCAUCCGGGUGUAUGGAAAGUACGAUGGCAUUUCGCGUUGCACUAUCUCGUUUCAUGCUCAACUGAUGGGUCUGUUAAGGUUUGGUCUAAAAAUAGGCAUCAAGAAGUCGGCCAAAUCCAACUGGAGAACCGAGUCUAUUGCGUCGAUUGUCACGGACUUCGAUCCGGUGGAUCUGCUUUGAUUGCCAGUGGGCUAGAAGAUGGAACGAUUGCCAUUUGGCAUGUGACGGAAAACCGAUUGCAAAUCCUUAGUGAGCAUUUGGAUGCGGUCACCUGCAUCUCGUUUUCACCUGACGGACAGUACCUGGCAACCUUAGAUAAUGAAGAAAAACUGAUUAUCUGGUCUACGGAAAAUUGGGUAAUAAUCUUUCAUCACUUCAAACCAGCGAACGAAAACUGGAAUCAUAUCAGGUGGAAUCCCACCAGCAACAAAUUAGCCAUAUCCAGUAAUUCUCAUGAGAUCCAUAUUAUCGAGCUGGAAGAUGAAUUCGAAGACUGCAUCAGCUCGCAUGACGAAGAAAAAUCUACGUGAACUUAUCCCUUUUCCAUAAUUAAGCUGUUUUGUGUACCAAAUCGAUCAUCUCAUAUACAUGUAAGAGUUUCUACUUAA